GUCGCGUGAAGCGCUGACACGCGUCGUGGUUUAGCUGAUUUAGAAAAGAAAGAUUGCGUAUUUCUUGCAUAUUUUUAGUUUUGAAAAUCAUGGCUGAGGAGGGCGCAGCGGCAGCCGCUGGACCGGGAGCUGGUGAGAAGGUGAUACAUACGUAUCCUCUGAUUAGGCACUCCGACAUGAACGAAGAGAUGCGUACGGAAGCCAUGGAGCUGUCAGUGACAGCGUGCGAAAAAUACGCGCAGAACAACGAGCUGGCCGCUCGCAUGGUCAAGGAGUCUAUGGACAAGAAGUUCGGACCGGCCUUCCACGUGGUGGUGGGGGAAUCCUACGGCUUUGAGAUUACAUACGAGUGCACCACAAUCUGCUACAUGUACUUCGGCGGGAAUCAGGCGAUUUGCAUCUGGAAGUGCUCGUGAGCACUUGGACUUGCAAAUAGCCAGAUCUGGUGAAGAUUGUGUUUCAGAUGUGAGGACUGGAGUUUUUCUUUUUAAGUAACGUUGUAAACGGAAGUAUUGUCAUUGAUUUUUAAACAUUUUUCUAAUGACGCGUAAUAAUAUUCUGCUCAUUGGAACCAAUUUACAUAAAAACCAUAAUUAUUAUAAACACGAGAAACUAUUUACUGACUUAAUAAGUUUGUUUUGCCGGUGACUGUACCUGUACAUUUAUCUAUGUUCAACCAUAAAACACUACGCAGAUGAUCGUCAUUUUUGUGCGAUGACCCCAAUUAAUCUGUCAUCUAUUUGCGCAAGUACCUAUUCCUACCUAGUUGCACCUUCCACUGCUGUUUCGGGAUCAGAGGUCCAUUUUCUGAUAUUAUGGAAAAUGCAGCGUGUUCAAGACAAUUGGCAUUCCUAUCAUUUUCAUAAUCAUCGUUAUUUAUGCACUUGGCUAAUAAACUUGAGAUUCUUCUUUUAGGCGAUGGACUAUUACCUGUCAAUUUUAACUUGAAUCUCAAUUUCGUAAUUAGGCUAUGCAGCUGAACGUGGUCUUUCAGUCUUUUCAAGACUGUUGACUCUGCCCAAUCAGCAAGGGGUAUAGACGCGAUGGGUUACGCAGUGGGCAGUUGAUGGCCAUUUGCUUGUAAGACAAAGUAAUUAUAUGUGUUGCGUUGAUAUUGCCUAAUUAGCUACUCUGCCGUCCAAAAGAACCAGUUUAUAUUUGGAUUGUUCUGUGUACGUGAAGUUAUGUCGCCGAAACAAUAAUGCCAGUCAUUUUCUUAUGCAAAACAGUUCUUAAACCAAGAAAAGUUGUGGAACAAUGUGGCCGCAUUCAUUAUCAUAAUCAUAAAAAUAUUUGGCUUUAACUACCUACAUACGAUUUCGAAGGGCACGCAGGCAUAUUGUACAGUCAAGAAGUAAAGUAUUUAUUGGUUUUAAACGAGACACUACUGCGGUAAUUUCAUAGUUUAUUAUUCCCCAUUUCAUUCCAGAAUUUCAAGUUUUGUUUUCUUUUUAAUCAGUCGCAGUUUCCUGACAUUUGUUCGGUUUGGAUAAGUAGGUACAUAUAUACACGGACAGUUAAAUACACAGUCGUAAAGAAAAGCAGGUCAAUGCGACAGCAAUGACAUGAGAUCUAGCAGGUACCUUCUUGCUUAGCCAACAAUGCAAAGACGUGUGAUUUACUUAAAUCGAGUUUAUUUUUCCAAAACCUAUGAUCUAUUUAUUUAUAUCUAUAAUCCACUUCGAGAAACAUUUCGAUUAACUUCCGGCGGUGCGUAAGUUUGUGAACUGUUAAUUAAUUGGUCUUGUUUUAGCUUUAAGAAGCAGAAUAAGCCUGACUUAUUGUACCUCAGUAAUGAACUUACAGUAAACAUUUUUGUGCACCUGUAUUCCAUCUUUAUUUUUUUAAAUAUUAUUUUUUUAAGGGUUUAAUUUUUAUUAAGGGUUCUUAUAGAUUCCAUCCCAAGAGUUCUUAAGACUAAUGUAUUUAAAUUGGCUAUGGCUACCCGAAAACCAUUAAUUAAACUGUAGGCCCAUAUUUAAAGAUGUAAAAUUAAGCCAUAAACAAGUGACCGAGUGACCAUCCAUAGCAAUAUCAGGGUCAAAAUAUGACGUAAUUCGAAAUACAAUAUUAAUUGCACAUAAUGGCAGGUGGUCCGUUCACAUAACUUGCAACUUGGUCUAUGAUGAAGCAAUUAUUUUUUUGUCAAUUUACCUUGAAGCCUUCCGAGAUCUAUUGUUCACUGAGGCAUAAUAAUAUCUUUAACGAGAAUAGUAAUUACGAAAACGGAAUGUUUUUUUAUUUCGAUUUAUGUCAAUUACAUCAUUGUAGUGUUUAUUUUAAGUUUUGUGAGAUGAACGUACAAAUAUGAAAUAAGAUCAUGUAAUUGUUGUUUGAAAUGUAUUUAUGACUAUGUACUUAAUGAGAACUUAUUACUUUGUGGAGAUGUCUACAAAAUUUAAUGAAGACUAAGGAUCGAUUCAGUAAAGCAAGAAAAUAUAAAAAAAUUGCCUUUAUCCGUUUGGUCCGACUGAGCUGAUUGUUAACUUGACAUCUCCCAAAACAGUUAAGAUAGACUACCAGAUAAUGAUAUUUAUUUAUUUACCAAAUAUUAUGAUAAUUUAUGCAUGUGAGGUGUGUGAAUAUUUAAUAACAAUAAAUCGAUAUUUUUA
Molecule: messenger RNA, 2612 nt
Organism: Amyelois transitella
Lineage: Eukaryota; Metazoa; Arthropoda; Insecta; Lepidoptera; Pyralidae
Product: dynein axonemal light chain 4
Exons: 2
Coding region: 90-416 (108 amino acids)
Biological process (GO): microtubule-based process
Cellular component (GO): dynein complex
Molecular function (GO): dynein intermediate chain binding; dynein light intermediate chain binding
Source: RefSeq, a predicted model, not a curated record